UUGGAGUUGCCCUAAGUGGGACAAAAAUAUGUGCCGGUUCAAGGGUACGACGCCGUCGGCUAGUUCUCACUUGUAGCAAUCGCCGGCGACGACGGCGAUUUAACGGCCACCAACAACUAUACUUGACGCUACUUUCCUAAUCCACCUCUCCCCCAAAACUCCGUACGCGACAUGCCCAAUUGCUGUCCCUCUCCAUCACCCCUAUAAAAUAUUAUCAACAGCGUCAAAACUCAAAACCCUACAAACAAAAUCCAACAAUCGUUGAUUUUGUGGGUGGUUCGAAGUGGGUAUAUCGAAUUUAUACAGAAAGAUGAAACUUUAAAGUGAUUUUCAUCUCAGUCAAGCAGCCGGUCGUCAAUUUUGUGGGUGUAAUUUGAUUGGGUUUGUUGGAUCGAUGCGGAAGAUGAUGAAUCUUUAAAGCCAAAAGAAUUGAGAGUAGAAUUAUGAGCAAUAGAAGCCGGCCGUCGGUGCAUCCACUUGAUACUGAAGUUCCUCAAUUGAGAGAAGGAGCCGCUGCCGAUAAUGGGGAUCCACCUGAUGAUACAGUCAUAAUGAAAGAUGUUCAAGGGAUGCCCGGAACGCCGGCCGGCCUCAUCUUGCGUCUUUUUCAAUUCGGUUUCGCCGCCGUUUCAGUUGCCGUCAUGGCCGCCACCAGUGACUUCCCUUCCGUCACCGCCUUCCGGUACCUUGUUGCAGCUUUAAGCUUGCAAUGCUUAUGGAGUCUCUCACUUGCCAUUCUUGAUAUUUAUGCUCUUUUGGUGAAACGGUGUUUACGAAAUGCAAGAGUUCUUGGUUCUGUUGCUAUCGGAGAUGGGAUUACAUCGACGUUAACAUUUGCUGCAGCUUGUGCAUCAGCAGGCAUAACAGUUCUUAUUGGUAGCGACUUGAACAACUGUGCUGAAAACCAUUGCACCAGAUUCGAAACAUCCAUUGCUAUGGCUUUCGUCAGCUGGUUUCUGGUUUCGCCAACGUUUUUCUUGAGUUUUUGGUCUCUUGCGUCGAGAUGAUACCCCUUCAAUUGUGACAUGUGUAUAUAUAGACGAGUUUUUUUGAUUUCUUGGUGUUGUAUGGUGGCUUAAAAGUAAGAAAUUAUUUCAUGUAGUUACAGGUGGAUAUUGUACUUCUGUUUUUGUUC
Cynara cardunculus var. scolymus (artichoke) is the source of this 1135-nucleotide messenger RNA. Its product is annotated as CASP-like protein 5A1. The transcript is spliced from 3 exons. The record is from RefSeq and is a predicted model, not a curated record. The coding region runs from base 444 to 1007 and encodes 187 amino acids. NCBI's taxonomy places the organism in Eukaryota, Viridiplantae, Streptophyta, Magnoliopsida, Asterales, Asteraceae. Gene Ontology annotation, cellular component: membrane.